GGGGGGGGGGAGAGCCAAUGUGUACAUCUCUUCCAAUUGAGAUAAGCGCAUUCUCCGACCCUGGGGGUCUAUUUAUAUCCAGCACAUUCCUCUUACUAUUUUAGCACCGUGCAGGCUACUGGCAGAAAGACAGCCAGAGCGAGUGAGAAGACCGGAGUCCAAGGGAAGCCUGACGUUCUGAAAAUAUUUCUUUUUGGAGGAUCGACGUGAGAGUGAACCGAGGUCCUCAUUUCUGAAAAGCUUUCCAUCAGGUUCUGGAAUCUUCUGAAAAGGUCAGGAAAGGUUCUCAUUCCAUCUGUGCCAAUUACCCAGGGGGACUGGCACUGCCUGCUCAUGUGAUGCUUUCGGUAGGUGCUCUGCUACCAGCCAAAAUGCUUCUGGCACAGCUGGGAUGAAUCCAGAGGAGCCAAGGUGGGGGACGUUUCCACAAGAAGCUCCACUGACAUAUCUCCCACUUCCUACCUGGGCACACUUCUAGUUCUGCCUGCGACCACCAGCACCUCGCCGAGUGCCCCCCUAAGAGGUUCAUAAACGUUCCAGUCACAGCAGUGCUAUGACACAGGAAGAUCCUUCGGCAGAUGGCUUUAUGCGAAUCAGUGACCAGGCCAUGACCGAAAUCGAGCUGCAUUCCGUUGAGUCCAUCAAUGACCUGCACCGACUCAACAACAACCUGGAGCCAACAAAGACGGGAGGGAAGCUGGUGCGGCAGGAGGACAACAGUGGGAGUGGGCCGUUUGCCAAGAAAGUACACCUCUCGCUCAGGCGACCCCGAGAUGUUUGCUGUGCCUACUGUGGUCCUGGGCUCUGCCGUUAUGUGUGGGUGUGGCUGACUGUUAUUCUGGCGUUCGCGGCACUCAGCACAAUCUUCUACUUUUUGGUCCGUCAGAAUGAGUCCAUCCACGCCCUCUCGUUUGCCAUCAAGCAAAGGAAGGAGUUGGUUAAGGAGUUAUCGGCACUGACCAAGGAACUGCAAGAGCUGCGGCACAACCUCACAGCUGACUGGAGUCUACAUGGCACCUGACACCCAUGUUUAAUAAAUGCCCGGGCUGCUCUGUCACACAGAUGUGUUCCCUUCUCUUGGGCUGCCAUUCACCAUGUCUGUAGUAGAAAGCAGAUCUCCAGAUCUUCCAGAAGCUGUUUAGUAAGGAAUGUGUAAGUGAGGUUGGCACACCCAUCUCUUGCCCACACACUGACCCGUCAAAUACUGUGAGACGGCACACUCAGACACGUUCUUGCUUUCUCGGUCAGUACGGUGCUCACCAGAUGAAUAAACUCCUCUUUCUUAUUCA
This is a messenger RNA of Polypterus senegalus (gray bichir), 1289 nucleotides long. RefSeq lists its product as uncharacterized. Bases 554 to 1021 code for a protein of 155 amino acids. The transcript has 5 exons. Lineage: Eukaryota; Metazoa; Chordata; Cladistia; Polypteriformes; Polypteridae. The record is from RefSeq and is a predicted model, not a curated record.